AGAGCAGGUUCGAGUAUGAGGAGUAAUUGGGAAAUGGGAAUCAAAAACUAACACUACUUGUUAUGUGAACCCAUACACUGCCAAAAUUGAUACCCAACACUUUCUAUUCAAGAUAGACCCUGAAGAGGUAGGUGUUGGUGUGAAUCGUUGUACUGUCGUCCGAUUGAGGAAAAGCCCCGAAAAUGGUGACCUACAAGCUGGUCUUCCGGCUGAAAUACAGCUUUUACUUUGGGCUUGCCGCAUGCCUACUCUUGAAGCAAUUCGGCCUGAUCGCAUGGUCUCCGUCAUCGUUGCCAGUUCUGGCGAACUUGAACUGUACUGCGUUACUGUUUUUUAGGAUGAUAAUUUUUGACUACAUGUACAUACUAGCUAUCAAUCUUUUGUGCCGUGCGUUUUGCAAAACGAAAAUCACCCACUGUCCAGGUACCGACCCGCUCUUCGUCGCCACCAGUAUAGUCAUGUACGUGGUUGCCGGUUCCGUGCUGGUUGGAGCUGCCCAGUUGGAACCCUAUGCACAGAAGAAAAUGAUGCAAUACACUGUAUUUAGUGUGUUUUUUUUUAUUGAAGUAGCUGUUCUUGCUCUCUGUGCUGCGUUUCAGAUCAUGCAUAAGCGACAUAACGAAUGCAGGCUUCAAUGCUGGUAAGCAUAAAGCAAAAUUGGCGUUGGUUAGAACAAGAUCAAAAAACUGCGAACACAAACUCUCUCAGAUGAUGACACCGGUUGCAAAGUUGGGUUUGAUGAUCGCGCAGUACAAGACAUGGAACAUUGUUAUGGUCCUCCCGCUGCUGGACCUCCUCCUGAACAACGUGAUGUGCUACACGAAACUCGGCGAACCGGUAGAACCGCUGGACUUUAAGGUUGGACCCAAGACGAAGAAGCUUUGCAGAUUGUCCUACGUUUUACUCACACUGUACACGAUCGCCGUGGUAUUCGUGAAACCGGCACGACCAGGUAUAGGUAAAUGAUGUGAUGCAAGCUGUAUGAAUGUAAACUUCGAUUUGAUUUUGAUGAGCCAUGGCGUUUAAUAUCUCUAAGUUGCCGCCUAUGUUUUCUGCAUCCGGGGGCAUUCUUGUUGAGGUGAUUUAUUGGCGGAUUCUUGCCUAAACCUAACUGUCCAGAAAUCUACGGAGCGUCCGCAACGGCCAGCUGUAUGGCGUACGCCCAAACACCACUCGUGACAGUCGUCAGCGCACUCAUCGUUGCCGCGCAGUGCGACGCCGCCACCGCCCGAAAAACGUUGCAAUACGGUAUAACAUACAAAUACUUGUUGUGAAAGUCGUGGCACAUGAUCAGUGUGUGUAUGAUUUUUGACCACGUGAGGACUCGGCAAAUCCAAAUGAUCAAGCUGCAGCAACACUACAAUGAAUUUUUCCAUCGAAUCUUUGAUCACUCCCUGCCCUCACAGUGAUGACACUUCCGCUGUUGGUUUUGUUCUACUUGUUUCCGCUCACGGUGGCCACAACGGGGAAGUCCGCCAUGAUGGGUGGGUUGGCCGACGUCUGCCUUUACUACGUCCUGAUGAUGCUGUCCAUCCUUGUUCUGUACCCCUGCCAGCUGCGCACGGCCGUGCUCCGGGGUCAGUACCUCUUUUACAGCUUCGCCGCAGUGGUGCACGCGUUCUUUCCGGCGGCCGCAACCGUGCUCUUCGGCUACUCCGCUGCUUUCCCGGCGACCGUCAACUCCUUGAUGGCGGUUUUUUAUCCUGUGCGAAAAAAGUCAAAGUAAGUAUCGCGCUCGCACUAGUCGCAACUGCAAGCAUGCAUGAAAAUAAUGAUCCCCAUGAUUCCUCAGCGAGAUCAGUGCGACAAAUGUAGUCAGCUUUCCUUCUAAUGAAAAACCAUUGGCGAUAUGAUCAGUACUUUAUUUCCAAAUGCAUACCUUCCUCUUCCUCCUCUCCCUCAUGUUCAUUGCCAGCGUGCUCAGCGAUCCGGGCUACUCUCAGUACAAGGUGAUCCAGUACUCUCUCUGCGGCGACGUUUUGCUCGUGGCUCUGUUUGCCGCGGGCCACCCGCUCGGCACGCUUUUCCCGUUCGUCGCGGGAAAGUGUGUGGUCGCCAAGGGCCUGGACGUGUACUAUGAGAGCUACAAGAACCAGUCGACCCCGAAGUUUUUCGGUCUCUUCGUCGACGUCGCCGGUAUUGCGGAAGACGACGACGAAACCUUGGCGGGCGCUGCUGCCGCCCCAGUCUCCGUUGCGACCAGCAUGAAGAUGAAGGCCGCGAGCAUGAAAAAAAUGGCCAUGAGCAUGAAGAAGAAGGCGUAAGGUGGGGGGAGAAGUUUGGUUUGUGACGACCUCUUUUGGAAUUAUGUUCGUUCAUGCGUGGUUGUUUCCGCGGCGUCGAAUUAUCUUUACAAUACAUGGCACCACCCAAUGGAUCGCCUUGUGCUAUUGGGUGACCAAAAAUGGUGACGAAAAAUAAAGAAAACAGUACAGUAACAGAGAAAUUGCAAGAGAACAACCCGAGAAAGAAAUACAAAGAGAAAAGUCGCAACUAGUGGGUAUCAAGAACAACAACAAUAUGCAUCGCAACACUGACAUUACAUUGUCUUGUAUUAGACAGAACAGCUUGAUUUUAGAAGAACGCUUUUGUAGCAGCAGGGGCUACGAAGAAAAGGAACGCACAUUUAGGUACGAGUCGUCUCAUCUCGAAAUAUGACGAAAUGCGCUUCACAACAUGUACAAACUUUUUUUUCCAAAAUGUCCACUACACCCCAUGGCGGUCAAGAAAGGAAAA
Messenger RNA from Amoebophrya sp. A120, 2736 nucleotides. NCBI's taxonomy places the organism in Eukaryota, Dinophyceae, Syndiniales, Amoebophryaceae. The record is from the annotation of a GenBank genome assembly.